CUUCCACAGCUGUCUGCACACAAAGACGGAAUUUCAUGCUAACAGAAUUCGUUUAUACCAACAUAUAAAUACGCUUUAUAAAACUUUCACAUAGUCUUGAAAUCUGUUUUUCUACCUAGAGCAGACUGGGAUAAAAUUUUACAAACUUGGGAGAAAAUUUUACAUUUUAAAUGCAAAUGAGCCUUUUUAGGCUAUACGACUUAAUCAGUGAUCACUCUGUACUUGUCCGGUCUGUUUGUUCUGUCGCUCAUCGUUACGAUGGCAACUACAGUAAGACUUCUCCGGGCUGUUCGAAGAUUAGGUGCGUGUUAUCAGUCAGCCUCGCCCGCUGCAACUAGAGCAAUCAUCACUAAUCGCUAUUAUAAUCUAUCUCAUCUGAGAGAAUUGAAUACAAGUACAAUAAUGGCCUCCGGGUUUAUCGGGUCGAACUCUGGUCUUCUGUUCCGUCAGCUUUUUGAUGGGGAUAGCUGCACCUACACUUAUCUGCUGGCAGAUACUGCUACAAAAGAAGCCCUCUUGAUUGACCCUGUGAUUGAAUUGGCUCAGAGAGAUGCUACUCUCAUCAAGCAGCUGCAAUUGAAUCUCAAAUAUGUCGUCAACACUCACGUGCAUGCAGACCACAUCACCGGCUCAGGUAUGCUGAAGAAGCUUGUGCCAGGCUGCGUGUCUGUUCUAUCUGAGGCUUCUGGCGGAGAUGCUGAUCUUAAAGUCAAUCCUGGCGAUGUAAUCAAAGUGGGGGCUGUGCAGCUGGAAGUGCGUGCCACUCCCGGUCACACUGCAGGCUGCGUAACGUUUGUGGACCACGCCCACGGCAUGGCGUUCACAGGUGAUGCGCUGCUCAUUGGUGGCUGUGGCAGGACUGACUUCCAGGAAGGAAACCCCGAGACCCUCUACAAGGCUGUACACUCUCAGAUCCUGACCCUGCCUGACCAUUAUCUCCUCUACCCUGCCCAUGACUACCAAGGGCUCACUGUUACUUCUGUCAAGGAGGAGAAGGAGUACAACCCCCGGCUCACCAAAAGUCUCACUGAAUUCGUGGAGAUAAUGAACAACUUGGGGCUGCCAUACCCGGACAAAAUAGAUGUUUCCCUGCCUGCAAACAAAGUGUGUGGUCUCUACAAUCUGCCCGAUGAUCUUGCGGCCGAGCUGCAAAAAGCAUCAUAGACUUUACGCCAUGCCAUUCAAGCCAGGCAGAUUUUCUUCUAUCAGUUCUUUGCUUUCGGUUCUCUGACUUUCAUGUGUGUUGCUUUUUUUAUGUUGGGAAACAGGGUGAACGUGCGUGGUUUCAAUGUAAUUAAAUAUCUACCUGUUCUAUGCCAUUAAUAUCUUAGCCCAAGUUACCGUCAAUAUUUUUAUUACUUGAGAAAAAUAUAUCACACUGCACGAAUUAGACGAUCAAGUCAGGCAAGCUUUAAUGUUUUGUACAUGAUUCACCUCAGCUGAUGUAUUGUUAACUAUAUGCCUGGAACAAGUGUGAUAAUGUAGUCUAGAUUUACUUUAAUUAUCUUUCAACAUUUAUUCAACGUGAUACAUUAUGAUGAAAUGGUCUGUUACCAUUUAAGAGUUCAGCACGCAUGGCCUAUUAAGUGCCUUACUGUCCAGCAAUACAUAAAAGUUUUCUUCGUGGUCUUCAUCGAAUUUUAUUACGAGAAUUUAUCCGUAGUACUAGGAUUUAUUCACAUGGCUAUGGGGAUUAUUUACGUUACCUAUCCAUGUAUAUCGUAUUAGACUCGUAUCAGAGGAUUAUUUAAGAGUCCCGUGGACUCGACAUCAACGCGCUCAGCCGCGAUAGUCGCUAUGGAGUUUUUUUUAACUAUUUAGAACUGCAGUAACUCCCCUCAUAAAUAAGAUA
Hyalella azteca is the source of this 1852-nucleotide messenger RNA. Its product is annotated as persulfide dioxygenase ETHE1, mitochondrial. Bases 259 to 1164 code for a protein of 301 amino acids. The record is from RefSeq and is a predicted model, not a curated record. Gene Ontology annotation, biological process: hydrogen sulfide metabolic process; glutathione metabolic process. Gene Ontology annotation, molecular function: sulfur dioxygenase activity. The transcript has 6 exons. Lineage: Eukaryota; Metazoa; Arthropoda; Malacostraca; Amphipoda; Hyalellidae.